This is a messenger RNA of Sphaerodactylus townsendi, 2899 nucleotides long. RefSeq names its product coiled-coil domain containing 134 (gene CCDC134). The coding region runs from base 145 to 828 and encodes 227 amino acids. The record is from RefSeq and is a predicted model, not a curated record. The transcript has 7 exons. Lineage: Eukaryota; Metazoa; Chordata; Lepidosauria; Squamata; Sphaerodactylidae.
UGCUGGUUUGCUGAUAGUAAGGCAGGUCAGGCAGAGGAAGGUACCGGGGAAAGGAAGAGUCGCCGCAGCAUGACAGCCGCGCCAGUGUGGACCGCUCCGCUGGUGGCUGCAGAGUCUUGAUGCCUUCUCAGCAGGACUUCAACAAUGGAUUGUAUUCAAGUUUGCACUUUUCUCUUGAUGCUGAUAUUAUCUAGAGAUAUCACAGCUGAAAAUCAAAACCCAGAUUCAGGAUUAGAAAUCUAUAAGAAGCUGUUUGAAGUGAAGCGCAAAGACCAGAUGAAUGCGCUAAAGAACCUCAUUGAACUCAACGAUGUCAACCAGCAGUACAAGAUCAUAGACAUCAUGCUCAAGGGCCUAUUCAAAGUACUUGAAGAUUCACGGGCAAUACUUAUCGCAGCAGACAUCCCGCCAGAUGGGCCUUUCCCUCAGGAUGAGAAGCUGAAGGAUGCAUAUUCCCAUGUGGUAGAGAACACAGCUUUUUUUGGUGAUGUAGUCCUGCGCUUUCCCAAGAUAGUACACCAUUACUUUGACCGCAACUCCAACUGGAACAACCUGAUCCGCUGGGGAAUUGGCUUUUGCAACCAGUCAGGUGUAUUUGAUCAAGGUGCCCACUCACAAGUACUAGGACUGAUGGCUCAGGAACUGGGAAUUAGUGAGAAAUCUCCAGACUACCGGAACCCCUUUAAAACAGACCAUUCUGAAUUUUUCCCCAGCGCAGACACAUUCCAGAAGGCUCUCCGGGAGGAAGAGAAGCGAAGAAAAAAAGAGGAGAAGCGCAAGGAGAUCCGCAAGGGCCCCCGCAUCUCACGCUCACAGUCUGAACUAUAAUGCUGCUUGCCUGUCUUUGCUGUUGUGCCCGUCCUGGCAGGAAUCAGAGCAGCCAAAAAAGGAACCUCCCAGCCCCUUUGAGACCUCAGGAAAAUGUUUGGAAAGUGGAUGACUUUGCUCGUCAGGUUUUGGAGGUUUCUUCUUUUAAACAGCUGUUUUGACAACUACUGAGUUCAGCCCUGAGACAUGCCCAGAUGAAGAGGAUGGUCUUUGAGCACAUGCUUCUUUGGUGGAAAAACUUUUCCUAGUAACAGGAAUUAUAGGUUUGUCAGAGACCAUUCCUAGUGUCUCUGUGCAUCUUUGUUCCCUGUGGCUUUACUGUCGGUAAUGCUAAAAAUGCUUUGGGGAGGGGUAUGGGAGCAAGGAAUUUUUUUUAAUGGUACAUGCCAUUUUUGGCAUUCAUAGCACAGAAUGUUGUGUAUUAUUAUGCAGUCAGGAGGGCAGUGUGACUUGUGUAGCUACACCAGAUGUUUCUCUGGAAAGCAAAUUUACCAGAAGGAGCUAAGAAUUCUGGUAGAAUUGCAGAUUUCUUGGGAAUUGUUAUUUACUGGUACUUUAUUAAAUUCUCAUCCUUUGAAUGUCAGAAAUGUAACAGGGAAACAUCAAAGAGGUGCUGCUUCUUCAAUGUCUGUCUUCAGAUUCCUCCUGGUUCUAUGAAAUCUCUUUCUUGCCAAAGCCUUCCUUGGCUGAUAGUCACAAGACUAUUAAACCAUAAACCUGAAAAGGAAAAGAAUGUUAAUUUAUCUUGAGAAACUGGGCAUCCUGCACAUGUUCAAGGGAACAAAGCACUGCGAUUAAGUGCUUAUAGCCUGUGGGUUUGUACAAGCUGGUUCAGUUGAUACUGAGUCUCAACACAGCCACUAGUACUCCCACCUUUUAAUAAACCAUAUUAUUGUCAGUGCACAAUAAAAAAAAAUCAUUGCCAAUUAUUUCAUUUCCCUUUCUUAUGGCAAAGGGAAGCUUGUGUCUCUGUAUGUGAGACACAAAGCAAAACAGAGAGCAUUGGCUAUUUUAAAUUGCUGGGAGAUUUCUUCCGUUGCUGUUGUUUAGUGGUUAAAGAAUGGACGCUACUCUUUCUCGACUGCUUGUUCGCUUCUUUCUACUAGAUUCCCUUCCCACUGUUUUUUGAUAGUUUUGAUGAGAUGGUGUUGGCCAUUAUUUUGAGUUGCUACAUGAAGAAAUACCAGCGUUCUAACAUAGCUGGGAUGGGGGUGGGGUGGGGCAGAAAGACUGAUAAUGUGAUGUUGACCCUUUUAAAGCUUUCCUUCUCUUCCUCCAGUGGUAAGAACCUUGCCACAGUGGCAUCUUUAUCACAUGAUCAGUGAAGAAUUUGGAAGGCAUCUCUUCACAAGUGUACUGCCUUAUUUCUCCACAGGAACAAGCUGCCUUUUCUCUCUUUGAUCUUUUUAAGCAUUCUGUGGAGGCUUGUACCUAGAGCCAAGAUUGUUUCAGACUCAAGUAUUCUUGUUGGUUUUACAGUAUAUGUCAGCUGGCAUUGUCAGGGUUCAUGGUCAAUGUUCUUCUUCCAAACCAUAUUUUAGUAAAUGUCGGACCACAUUAUGGUUUCACACACAGGCACAAAGUAGGCAUUCAGCACAGAACCACAGCACUUUUUGUGCGGUUUGGCACAAAAAGUAGCUUUUGUUCAGCAUUGGGAUUGAUUCAUACCAGCAGCUCUUGCUCUCACUGUCUCUGAAUAGCUCGAUGGAGUAUUGUAUUUCACCUAGUUAUGAUGUCUCCUUGAUGUUAUGAGAAGCAGUAGAACUUGGCAUGUUAAUUGCAUCAGUUAAUAAUGGUUUUGGAGUUUUUUUCAACCUUUGACUAAAUUUCACAGUUCUGCAGUGUGGCUUGUUCUUGCCUGUGGAAGAUUAUUUUAUGUGGGAGAGGAGGUUUUAUUUCUAGGGGACAUUGUAGUUAGAUUUGCUGCCUCCAGUCCGGUUUACAGUGCCAGGAAAUGAGAAGAUCUCUAUUUUCUAACCAGAGAACCAGUUAUGCUUGAUUUGUUCUCGUAUAUGUACUUAAAGAGAAAUAGGACCUUGCUUUUCUUGAAUAAAACUAAAGUUUGAAAGAA